AUGGUGGACCCCGUACCUGAAGAGGAGAAGGCGGGAGCUGAGCCCGGAGGCUCGGGUGGGGACGGAGCCGGCGCGUCUGUGCCCCCUGACGCCCAGGGCGCCCAGCAGCCUGCGGCCUCUUCGGCCUCGGCCUCGGCCUCGGCCUCUGCGGCGGUGCCCCGCAAGGGUGAAGUCCCGUGCGCAGCAGAAGGCGGGCGGCGGGAGCAGUCCCCGCUGCUACACCUCGAUCUCUUCAACUUCGACUGUCCGGAGGCCGAGGGCAGUCGCUACGUGCUGACCAGCCCCCGCUCGCUAGAGGCCUGCGCCCGCUGCGCGGUCAAGCCGGUGGAGCUGCUGCCACGGGCCCUGGCAGACCUGGUGCGCGAGGCCCCCGGCCGCUCCAUGCGAGUGGCCACGGGCCUGUACGAGGCCUACGAGGCGGAGCGGCGCGCCAAGCUGCAGCAGUGCCGGGCCGAGCGCGACCGCAUCGUGCGCGAGGAGAAGCGGCGCCUCUUCACGCCGCUGGGCCCCACGGCCGCCGCGGCCCCGGCCCCCAGCGCGGGCAGCAGCAGCAGCUGCAGCAGCGCCAGUCUGCCGGCCUCGCCCGCGCCGCGUGCCGCCCGCAAGGCCUCCUCCAGUCCUUCUCCGGCCCGGACCCAACCUCCGCCCGCGGCUUCACGGGCGGGUAGGAAGAGCCAUUCGCUAGACUCGCUGUCCCGCCGGCGCGAGGGCGCCCUCAGCUCCGAGUCCGGCGCGUCAUCUUCGUCCUACAGUGGGGAGAGCCUGCGGGAGCUACGCUGGCCGCCGCGGGCCCCGGCCAGGAACAGCUGCCCGGCGGGGUCCGCGUCCUCCGCCCUCAACCCUCUGGGCCGCCCGUCCGCCCUGGCCCUGGUUCCGCUCACCGGCCGCAGCUUCAGCCUCGGAGACCUGAGCCACUCGCCGCAGACGGCUCAGCACGUGGAGCGCAUCGUGCGCCAAGUACGCGCCGAGCGGGGCCUGCGCGGGGUGCCCGAGCGCGACCGCAAGAUCGCGGCACUGAUGCUGGCGCGGCACCAGGAGGAGCGCCUGUUGCUGGAGCAGCGCGCCGCAGCCCACGGCCAGUGGGAGCAGCAGCGUGUGCGCGCCGAACAGAGGCGGGAGCGCGAGGAGCGCGAGAAGCAGCGCGCCCUGGAGCAGGGCCGCCGGGCCUGGGCCGCGCAGGUGGAGGAGCGGCGCGGCCGCCGGGGCCGCGAGGAGCGAGAGGCGGCGCGGCGGCGGCAGCGGCAGUGCGAGCGCAGCGAGGAGCGGCGGCGGGAGCUGGCUGAGCGCCAGGGCCUGCUGCGGCGCGAGCGGGCGGAGCGCGCGGCCCGGGAGGACCGGCUGCGUAAGCUGCAGCAGGAGCAGAACCUGAAGCAGCGGGAGGAGGGCCUGCAGGAAGGGCGGGAGCGCGCGGAGCAGGUCCGCAGGGAGCGCGCCCAGCGCGCAGCCCGCGCCAAGCAGCGGCAGGAGGGCCAGCUACAGCGGGAGAAGCGGGAGCUGAGCCGGGCCGAGCGGGCUCGCCACGAGGCGCUGCUGCAAGGCCGGGCCCGGCAGGAGCACGAGGAGCGAGAGGGCCUGCGGAGCUCCCUGGAGGCCAGUUUGGGCCGCGCGCAGGAGAACUACGAGCAGUUGGUGGAGCAGCGCACCCGGGAGCUGCGGGAGCGGGCCCGGCGGGAGGAGCUGCAGGGCCGGCGGGCCAAGGAGGCUGCCGAGCGCAAAGAGCGGGAGCAUCAGGCACACCUGGAGGCGCUAGCCCGGGCAGGGGAGCGGCGGCUGCAGCACGCGGCGCAGGCGGCCGAGGAGGCGGUGCAGCAGAAGGCACGGCGCGUGGGCCAGAGCCGGUUGGAGAAGGAGCGGACCCAGCGUGCCAACAAGGAGAAGGUGGAGAGGGACGAAGACUGCCGCCGGCAGGAGCUGCUCCAAGCCAUCGGGCGCAAGCUGGAGCGCAGCGAGCAGCUGUCGCGGGAGCGACGUAGCGCGCUGGAGAGCGCACGCUCCACAGCCCGGGCCUCCUUCCACGUGCGCGAGAAGGUGCGAGAGGAGACCAACACGCGCUCCUUUGACCGCAUGGUACGCGAGGCCCAGCUGCAGGCCAGCCUGGACCGCAAAUGA
Equus quagga is the source of this 2109-nucleotide messenger RNA. Its product is annotated as coiled-coil domain-containing protein 177. The record is from RefSeq and is a predicted model, not a curated record. The coding region runs from base 1 to 2109 and encodes 702 amino acids. Lineage: Eukaryota; Metazoa; Chordata; Mammalia; Perissodactyla; Equidae. The transcript has a single exon.